GGUGAACAGCUGGACAUGAAAAGGCUGUGUGUCUGUCUUUAAGUAAAACCAGGUGUGGGGAGAAUUUUACUGGAAAGUAGGGAGGGAUUGGCAGAAACUCAGGAAUUUAGAAAGAGAGAGAGAUAGAAGCAGAAAGAGACUGAAAGAGAGAGGGAGGAGGUCAGAGGGAACAGACAUAUCAUACACUGGGAAAGAGAGAGCUUUAGUCUGCCAUGGAAAGUUAGAGGAGGCAAUAGAAAAAAAGAAAAGAAAAAGAGAGUUAAAAAAGCAGAUUCAACAAGCAGUUUAGUAAAGGAAGAAAGGAACUGGGGGCAGUGUUGGUGUAAAGCGGGGAGAAUAAAAAAAAACCCCAAAAAACAGAAAAGGCCCAGGAAACACAGAGAGGCAGCCACAGGAAGAAGAGAAAUAUUAAAGCAAAACAGGAUUAUUCAUUGUAUUCCACUUUUUAACUCCCGGAUCAGAGAGAAUGGUGAGUAUUUUUUUAAAUAUAUCUGAAUAACUAAAUCAUAAAUAUUUAAUAUCUAGAGAGAGAGAGAGAGAGAGAGAGAUAAGAGUGAUGCGUGUCUCCCUGAGUGUGUAUUAAUCUGUCGUUGUAGGACAGUUCGUUAAAUUAUGUCGAUAGUUUGUGUCUAUCACCUAUGUGUUGUGUGUGUGCAUGUGUCUCACUCCAUUUGUCUCUUUCACUCUAAUGAAUGGGUAUCUUUCCCUAAAGAACUAGCAGAUCUCAUCUCGUAUUUGUCCAGACACACAGAUAAAAAAACAACAAAAAUAGCCGCCUAAUGUGAAUAUUAUAUUGCAACGUCUAGAUGAUAUCUCUUAAUAUAUAUUAAUACUUGUGUGUUGUGCUGUUUAUACAUCAGUCUUGUAUGGAAAAGAAAAAAUUGUACGUGAAACGCUCCCUUUGUGUGUUCACUAUUAGUGAAUUUGUAUGUCACAUUCACUACUAGUGAGAUUUUUGUGUUGCAUUUAUUAUGAGUGCCUUUUAAUAUUAUGUUUGCUAAUAGUUGGUUAAUUGCAGUGGAUGUUGAUGCUCUUUACCAGUCAUAUUAGAAUUCGUAAGACUUUUCACCUUUUGUUUACAAAUAUAUUAAUUUUUUUGUUUGUUUAUAUCUCAGUCAUAUUUCUAUAGAUUUAGUUUCUCUCUCAGUAAGAAGAAUCUUUAACUUUAUCUGGCAAAACAGAACAGGCUAUUCCCCUUGUUAGCCAAUAAAUAAUUGUUAUCAUUGUAUUCAAAAUAUGCCAACAUAUUCAGCAGUGUUGUUAACUUGUAAAGUAAGCGGUGACGCAUUUAGACUGAUAGUGGGUUAGUGGUCAAUUAAGUGUAUUAAUAAUGGUUGAAACAUAUUUGAGUCAUCAAAGGUAUAAGCAGAAGCAAGGAUCCAUUUGGCCAGAAAACUGAGCAAGAAGAGGCAAUCUUCCAUCUGCACAUACACAUACAACGAAUUUACAUAUCUCGGAUAAUUCAAGAGCACCCUUGUUUGAUACAAGAAAUGGGAGAACGGUUGCAAAAAUACAAAGGAAAACAUACGUCAUGUAUGUUUUCCUUUUUAUUUAGUGGAUGAAAAGUAAAUGACCCUUGCACGCUAUCACCAUCGUUGGAUAUAAUUCUCCAUAUCACAACCCUCAGUUUGCUGGUCAGAACAUUGACGCUUGUAGAACAUGACUUUAUGAAGACCAUAAGAAACUGAUAGGACAGCAAACAGUGCAUACCACACAGGGUUAAGAGAAAAAAAAUAAACAAUUUAGAUUUUCUAAAUGCUAACAGGAAAGAUUCACACUCUAGAUAAGGCCAUGUAAUACUGUGUAUUGACAUCCUCCUGUGCUAAUGGGAAUCCAUCCAGAACUGAUACUAAUGUGUCCCAGUUGGGAGUGAGCAUGAUUGAAAGUAUUUUUCAACUGAUUUCAUAAACUUUUAUUGCAUGUCCUUUUCUUAAAUUCUUGUUUUAUUCUAUGGAUUUUCUUAAUACACUGUUUGGCUUUCUAUUAACCCAUACCUCCCGGGAUUCCUACAUUAGGAGGUACAGUCCCUCUUUUCUAUCCUAAUAUGUAUUAGAAUUAUAACAGAUCUCCACAGCAAUAAUUCUCGCAGUAAUGUGUCUUUAAAUGCCAAGAAAUGUGUUUAGAGAUCAGCCUGUGUAAAUAAAAUAAAUUUUUCUUGUUCUAAAUUACAUUUUAGUGGCAUACAUUUUUAUUAUUAAGUCAACUAGAAUUUUUCAGAACAGCCCCCUGGCUACACAUUUACUUACCCCCCCCUAAGAUUAAAGUGUCCCUCUUUGUUAUUUUGAAUUGACCCUCUGCAUGGCCCAUUCAACAAGCUCGGUCAGUAACUCAGUUUGUUGGUACACCAACCUUGGUAUGUUUGUUAACUUAAAACCCCAGGUUAUAUUCAUAGCAGGUCUAGGGGACAUACAGAAGAGAAAGAACUGUAUAUGAAAAAUGAAUGUAAAGAACUAGCCAAGAAAACCAGACUUAUCACUGUACUAUGGUAAUGGUACCACUAUAAGAAAGUUAAGUGUGUCCACUCCCUGGUGUUUAUAUAGUUACUUAACCUCUGCUUUUAAUUCAUUAUAGAUGCUGUGUCUCUUCUCCCUACUACUUUGUCUUCUCCUGGUUCCAAGUAGACAGCAAGAGGGUGAAUCACCAAACAGCUUCACGGUAAUUUAACAUAAAGCGUAUUGUAAUAUAGAGCCACACUUUUUGAUUAUUAUUAUUAUUUUAUUAUUUAUAUAGCGCCAACAAAUUCCGUAGCGCUGUACUAUGGGUGGACUAACAGACACAGAAUUGAGAUCAGACCACUGGACGUACAGGAACAGAGGGGGUUAACCCCGUGAUAAACAGAUCUAUCAGGCCAAAUGCUUCACAUACAUUUUUAACAGACAGAAACAUGAGGCAUUUUCUUGCAUGAUAUUUUUAAAUGUCCCCACAAAGAAUAUUAUCUGCAUUUUCUUUAUUACAAUAAUUAGCAAUACUGGAAUUUGAAAGGCUUUUCCUCGUCAUUUACUAGUAUUUACUAUUUAAAUGAUUUCACAGGAAUGUUGUUGAUUUUCAUAAUCAGGGAUGGUUUGAACCUCAUUUAUUAGUUUUGAGUGUAUUUUGACCAUUCACCUGUUUUUAUGUCAGGAAUGCACAGAUGGAUAUGAAUGGGAUCCAGAGAAGCAGCAUUGCAAAGGUACCAGAUCAAUUUUAGUAUAUUAUAUGCUUUUUGGGUACUUAUUGACUGCAUCAUUGCUAAAAUUAACUUUUCUUUCACCUCUCACAGAUAUUAAUGAGUGUCAGACAAUACCUGAUGCCUGUAAGGGGGAGAUGAAGUGUAUUAAUCAUUAUGGGGGUUACCUGUGCCUUCCUCGCUCUGCUUCGGUCAUCAGUGACUCCCAAACAGAAUCUGCUAUUCAUGAUCCGCCCCCUCCGCCGCCACCUAACACAGAAGCACAGGACAUCCAAUGUCCAGCAGGCUACCAGCCCGACUCACCAGGGCUUGGUACCUGUGUAGGUAAGAAAGGAAUAUAAAUGCUUUUAGACUUUUAAAAGAAUACAAUGCUCAGUUGGAGUGGUCUAUAGGAUAUAAUAACGUUUUUCUAUGAUAAUGGUUUCUCUUAAAGGGACACCGUAGGCACUGUAUCUGCUUCAUCUCAUUAAACUGGUUAUAGUGUCUGGAGUCUUCUGGUCCCAUCAUUUCUAUCAGCAUUAAACAGUUUUUAAAGUUUUAAUGUUUUAAUGCUAAACAAGAGUCCCCGGCAAUCCAUCCCCUCUGUGCUGCUUUGGCUAAUAAGGAAGUAUUAGCCUGAGCAGAAAUGGGCAGCUGUGAUUGGCUGAGAGUGUCAGCUGACUGCUUUUAGCCUGUCAGAGUUCCAACUGACGGUAUGAGUGGGUAUGACAACAAGGAAGUGUGUAAUCUCUGCCUUAGCUACACAUACUGAAGGGGCCGGACUGUGGGUGGCCAGGGACUCUUAUUUUGUGGCAUACUGCACGAACAUGGUGCAACACUGAAUAGAGGGACAGUGCCAGGGUACUCCAGGCACUAUAAUCAAUUCAAAGAGAUGAAAUGCUUAUAGUGACCACAGUGUCCCUUUAAGUACAAAAUCCUCUGCAAAAGGAGAAUAUACUAUAAAGGUUGGUGGGAUUAGUGUGGGUAAACCAGUAUUAUGGAGAAGUGGGGCCUGCACGGACAUGAAGUGAAUUGAAUAGCAAUGAAAGUGAGCAUUAUGGGUAGGAAGUUAUCAUUUUUGGGAAAUGAAAGACAAAGUUGAGUAUCUUUGCAAGGAUGUCAUUCAGGAUUCCCCAAUAGUGCUAAUGUAGGAGGUAACAGUGAUGUGUGAUUGUAAAUGGAGUAUAUAUAGAGCUAGUUAACAUUGUAGAGAUGAAAUAUAUAGAAUCGGAUACAACUGCAGACAUUAGAUACUUAUAGAGUUGGUUACCUUUGCAGACCGGUGUGAUCUACGUAGUGAGGUAAUUAAUGCUGCAGAGAUUAAAUAUACACUGAGCUGGGGUUUUACUGCAGAGAUGGAUAGAAUAGUAGGUGAUGUUAAAGGAAGCGUAGAAAAAAAAUAUAAUUUCUCUUAAGACUGUACUAUUUUGUUUCAGAUGUGGAUGAGUGUGUAUAUCAACUGGAUGACUGCCUGCCCAGCCAGGAGUGUGUCAAUGCACCAGGUGGCUUUCACUGUAAAUGCCCAGAUGGCUACAGAAAGAUAGGGAACGAGUGUGUAGGUGAGUAUAAGAGCAAUAUUAACUUAAUCCAUCUCAUCAUAUCUUCAGGUAUCGUCAUACUCUUCCUGCUGCUUAAUACAUACAAAUUAAACUUAUGGAAACCAAUAGGACAUUGUUAAAUCUUUUCCCUAGAAUUUUUCUUUAUACAUAACCCAUCUAUAUAUUUUUCAAAUAACAUAAUUCUGUUUGAUUCUUGCUCCAAUGAUCUACUUAAUCUUAUACAUGAUUCUAUAUCUCUCUUUAUUUUUUUUGUCUUUUCUUAAUGUUCAUGUAACAUUAUCCCUUUGUUCCACAGAUAUAGAUGAGUGUCGAUACAGGUACUGUCAGCAUCGCUGCGUUAACUCUCCUGGAUCUUUUACUUGUCAGUGUGAGCCAGGAUUCCAGCUGGCAUCCAAUAACCGUUCCUGCGUGGGUAAGUCUCGCUACCAAAAGAAAAUCAUUUCGUUUAUUAGACUAGGUUGUUUUUUGAAAACAGAUUUGAAAGUACAUGAAAAAACAAGGGUGCUGUUUGUUAAUUGACUUGGUUAUGAAGAGAGGUCAAUCAUAUGUACUAAUAUAGAAGUGAACAGAACUAUUAUGUCAGAAAUACCAGGGGCUUUAAAAAUGUGCACGGGUUUUGUGACUUAUUACUACACAAAUAUGGUGCUUAGUAAAAAGUAAAACACUGGACACAAAGUCAUAAAAAACAGAAGUGUCUCCUUUUUUUUUAAUGUUUUUAUGUUUUAGUAUAUCACAGCCCUGGCCUUCACAGGGCAAGUAGCAAGAGAACUACGGAUUCAGGGAUCUUUAUUUGUUUCCAACAGGAAGCACAAUUUGUAAUGUACACAUGUGUCAGCUUAUACCGACAUUGCUACUAUAGCUAACUAAGUACCAGAGUUUCUGUUUGGACACAUUACUUAAAAAUGUACAUUCAUAUCAGGCCAGCCACGAAAAGUUUACUGUACAACGUUAUUUGUUAUAAAAUAUGUGUCUUGGUCUUAUCGACCUGCAGUAAUGUAUUGCACAACAAAUAUAUAGAAUAUACCUGGCUCACGGAUAUUGCUGGCCUUGCACUAGCUUACUGAGAAUACGAGUUGGUUCUGGUAUAAACAUGAUAUUAUUACCUAUAAUCAAAGCUGUUACUUUUGAUGCCAAUGUAUCUGGUUUUCUGUUCCAACAAAAAUGUAAAAAUGUGCAUCUACGCCAAGUCUGUCCUGAGAACGCUACUGUAUAAUGUUGCAUGUUACAUGAUAUGUGUACGGGCUUUGCCAGAUUGUGAUUUUGCAAUGCACAACUAAAAUAAAGAAUAACAAAAAAAACAACAACAAAAAAACAAAGAAGUGUAUGCACUAAACCAAGAAGUGUUUACACAAUGGUUUUGCAAAUUUUAGGACAAAAUUUCUCAAUGUUGGCCUGUGGCAUGCUAUUCUCUUUUCAAUUUGCGACAAUUUCUGUUGUUGCCAUUCAACUCUAUACUAUUUAUAUGCUGUCUUCGAUAAAAGAUACAUUUAAAAAAAAUCUCUAUAUAUAUAUAGGUUUAGCAAGACUGUACAUCCCUGCUGAAUUACUUUGACAUUUAGUUCAAAAUUGUUGUUGAUUUGAUAAUGGGAGGAACUCCUGAAAGCUUGCCAUUUAGAAAUGAUUUAUUUUGGUCUAAUGAAAAGGUAAAGCGCAGUUUAAUCAAUACAUUAUGCUAAUAGAAUUGCUAGCGAAUGUGUACAUUGUCCAAAAAAACCUAGAUGAUAAAUACCUUCUCCUCUCAUUGUAACAACCAGCUUUCAUCAUACAGGCAUUAGCCAGAGGCAUAGAGUUGACUAUCAGCAAAAGUAGUAACUCUCCUACAGGUAGUUCCAAUGUCUACCCAAAUGAAGAUCACACUGCUUUUCCUAGCAGCCCAUUGCACAUUGCAGUCACAUCAGCCAUCAUCGACAGUUGCGUGUGUACUAUUAGUUUCUUAGAACAGCCUGCCAGGAAAACCAGUGAAAUCUAUGAAUGGGUAAUUUCUGCUCCAGCUGAGGAUCACUGCCCUGACAGGUCCACUUUACUUGGAAUCAUUGUUUUUGUAUGUUGUAUUUAGUCUGCUUAUGUUUAUCCAACAUAAGGAUCUGCAGAUACCUUUGUAAUAAAUCUUAAGAUAUUUAGAUGAUUUAUGUUAUCUGUAUUUGUUCAAAAAGUUGGGGCUGGCCAAAUCUACAUGGUGUUUCUUAUGUAACUAUAUAGGAAACAGAUGUGAUAGUUAUAUAAUAUAAUAUAUUGAUGUGUUUAAUAUAUACAAACAGUUGAGUAAUACAAUUGUUUGAAAAUUAGGGCAAUGAGAUAAUUAAAAUAAACAUGUCAUUAAAAGUAUUAUAUAAUGUCUGUUUUGCAUGUUUUAACAUAUUGUCUGUAUGGAGCAUUAGUAAACAGAGGCACCUUUAAUGCCAUCCAGACCUGAAUGUGGCUCAUUUACAUUGCUCUGAUUAAUUUACCAUUACAUUCAUUCGCUAAAUCAAUUUUAACAUUUUUGAACCAGAUUGACUUAUUCAUGGUCUUGUUUUAUAAUAGCCAUGGAUGAAUGUCAGUACUAUAUAAAUUGAUUAAAAAAAGUUCAAUACCAGUGGUCAUAUUUUCUCACUAUGACUUCAGGGAUAUUUCAAAUCUACUAAUUUUUCAAUGAUCAGGUUGAGUAUUGUUCUAUGGCACUGUUGUCUCUAUGCAAAGCUCAACUGGAUACUGAACUGUUAAAUACAAUGCACCCCAUUAAGGCAAAGACAUGACUACAUUAAUGAGUAUCCCUUGAGUUUGCUCCAUCCAAACAUAUUUUGUGUCUGGUACAAACAACAGAAUUGCUACUGCAGAACAAGAUCCUUUUUCGCUUUAAAGGGACACUAUAGUCACCUGAACAACUUUAGCUUAAUGAAGCAGUUUUGGUGUAUAGAACAUGCCCCUGCAGCCUCACUGCUCAAUCCUCUGCCAUUUAGGAGUUAAAUCCCUUUGUUUAUGAACCCUAGUCACACCUCCCUGCAUGUGACUUGCACAGCCUUCAGGGGAGGGCUGGCAGCCUUAGGCCUGGGGGGCAAAACCAGUCAAGUGGCCCAUUGCACCACCAAAUCAGUGCAAUGGUGCCCACCUUUUCCUGGUUUUAUAACGGAUAUUGAUGUUAUGCUAAUCAGUAGCUCUUUGCCAUACCCGCUCCUUCACGGCUCUGACUUUCAAUGUUGUCAGAGCGCAGGCUGAGAAUCUCUGAGCCUGUGCUCUGACUCACUAACUGAGCGCCAGAACCACAAGGGAGAGGCUAUAAUCUGACUGCACCUACUGCUGGUGCGCACCAGUGGACCACCAGUGAAUCGUUUAAAUUGAAUAGGCUGGUGUCCCCAACUUGUGAGCUGUGUUGUCCGCCGGGCGCCUCUGUUGUGAUGGCACCCUGCGUGACCGCACAGCGUGCACACCCCAACGGCUGGCCCUGCUGACACACACUGAUGUUACUACUUAGAAAUCUCUCAAUAUUAAUUCAGACAUCAGAGUAAACACCAAUAAACUGUGGAAACAGAGCUGAUCCCCCCCAAAUUUAUAAAGAUUUGUUUACUGGAUUUGUUGUAAGAUUAAAUCAUGCCUCCUCCUCUCUCUCUCCCAUGCGCUGCUCUGUAGGCUGGGAGGAAGUGAAGAGUAAUCACAAUCUCCCAGCACAGUGGCACCUGUGGCUGCAUGGGGAACAGCUGUAUUUGCCACCCCAUGUGACAUCACAAUGCCCCACCUAUAUGAGCUGCCAUACGAACUAACGCCAGUGCUGCCCACAGUGUGUGUUUACAUUAAAAAGCCUGCAGGGACCGGCUAUAGACACCAGAACCACUUCAUUAAGCUCAGUCGUUCUGGGGACUAUAGUGUCCCUUUAAUGUGAGGUAAAUUAUAGAUUAGUGUCACUAAUAAUAUACUAGAUUGCCUACUUACAACCAAAUGAGGAUGAUGAUGGGCUGCAGUUUGGCUCCACUGGUCUGGUGUAGAACAGGAUCUCUGGAGGCUGUUUGCAACUGUGGUCCCAAAAUUCAAUGUUCUGGGAGAAUUGGAAGCAGCUCCAUUUUUUGGAGGCCCCUUACACAGCUCAAGGUCUGGGCCCCAGGGCCUGACGGUGAGUAUGCCCACAAGGCCCACUCAUAAGUCCACUUAUAUGUUCCACCCACCCAUGAGUUCGCUCACAGGGUGUGGAGUGUGUAGGGGAUGUGUUAUGUGUUAUUGUAGAGGAUCCAAUAUGUGUGCUUAUGGUAUGUAGUGUAUAGGGAUACCAGUUUGUGCAGGUGAUGCAGUGUGUUUGUAUGUAGUGGAAGCAGUGUGUAUUUGUGUAUAAGGGAUGUAUUGUGUGUAUCUGGUUGUGUGUAAGGGAUGCAUUGUGUGAAUCUGUGUUUGUAUGCAUAAAGGAUGCAAGGUGUGUGUCUGUAAGUGUGUGCAUUGAGUGUGUGUUAGAGAUGCAUUGUGUUUCUGUGUGUAUGUAAGAAAAGCAGUGUGUGUAUAAGGGUUGCAGUGUGUGUGUGUAAGGGUUGCAUUGUGUGUGUGUAAUGGAUGCAUUGUGUGUUUCUCUGUGUGUAAGGGAAGCAUUGUGUGUGUGUGUGUGUGCGCGCGCGUAGUGUGAAAGAGCUCCCUGUCUUGCCCCCUGUCCUAUAGAGCUGUCCCUUUUAGCUCUCCCCUGCCCCUUAGUGGUCUCUCCCCCACCCUCCCCUAGCGGUCUCUUCUCACACUCACCCACCCUCCCUGUGCUGUUCUCAUCCACCCUUCAUGUGUUCUUCUCACCUCCCCCCUCCCUGUGUUAUCCUCACCUCCCUCCUCCCUGUGUCCUCCUCACGUCCCCCUCCCUGUGUUCUCCUCACCAACCACCCUCCCUGUGUUCCUCUCAGUCCCCCCCUUCUCCUCAUCUCCCCUUCUCCUUACUCUCCCCCUCCUCCUUGUGUUCUUCUUACUCCCUCCUUCAUUUACACCCCAUCUUCACUUACCCCUCCUUCACUUCACUUACACCCCCAUCUUCACUUACUCUUCACUUACUACCUCCCCUCCCUUCACUUACCCCCCGCUCCCCUCACCUCUUCUCCCCUCCCCUCCCCUGUAGCGUGGCCGAGUGGCCGAGUUUCUGUUUCCUGUACCCGGCCGGACUGACAGGAAGUGCCCACUGAGUGUGCACCUUCCUAUCAGUCCGGCCGGGCACUGCGGACCAGCGAGCAGCUCGGCCACGAUACAGGGGAGGGGAGGAGAGGAGCAGCUGCAGCCGCCUGAGGCUCUUAACAGAGCGCUCAGGCGGCUGCAGCAUUUAAAGGGCCGGCCCUGCAGUGGCCGGUCUUAACAGAAUUUAGGGCGGCCUGGGGGCAAUUGCCUCUCUGCCCCCCGGCCCAGCCCGCCCCUGACAGCCUUCCAUAAACACUUCCUGUAAAGAGAGCCCUAUUUAGGCUUUCUUUAUUGCAAGUUCUUUUUAAUUUAGAUUUUCUUAUCCCCUGCUAUGUUAAUAGCUUGCUAGACCCUGCAAGAGCCUCCUGUAUGUGAUUGAAGUUCAAUUUAGAGAUUGAGAUACAAUUUAUUUAAGGUAAAUUACAUCUGUUUGAAAGUGAAACCAGUUUUUUUUUUCCAUGCAGGCUCUGUCAAUCAUAGCCAGGGGAGGUGUGGCUAGGGCUGCAUAAACAGAAACAAAGUGAUUUAACUCCUAAAUGACAGUGAAUUGAGCAGUGAAAUUGCAGGGGAAUGAUCUAUACACUAAAACUGCUUUAUUUAGCUAAAGUAAUUUUGGUGACUAUAGUGUUCCUUUAAGUAAAACUUAAAACUUUGUCAAGCCUACUUUGCCAGUAAAUUUCCCCUGAGCUUAGUAUCUCAAGAACAUAAAAUUAGGGAAUUUAGACUUGAAUUUAGGCCAGGAUUAUUGCAUGAAAUUGGAAUGACACAAACAUCAAUUACCCAGGCACUCACCCUACAUCUAUUUUUACAUACUCCUUUGAGGUUUUCUUUUUUCCAAAAACAACUUGCUUUUAAUGAUAGAUAAACAUCCACAAUAUGGUUAAUCUUUGCACAAAUGUACCUUAUAAAUAAUGAAAAUAUGAUUAGACUUUAGUGGGAACUCAUUUUAGCAUCAUGUAGUCAUGCUUCCCACACAUUCAAACAAUUGGCACAAUGGUACCUCGUUUACAAAUGUACUGUACAUUAUUUGUUAUGUACGUAUUAAGGAUGUAUUUGGUUUUAGUGUUCCUCUCUUAAAUUGUGGAACACUGAAUACAAGCAUAGCGGGCAGGGCCGCCACCCUGACAAAGCACACCCCCACCCAGCCGGCCUCCCCCUGCAAUGAAUGCAGUGUGUAUUAGUGUAAUGAAUGCAGUGUGUGUGUCAGUGUAAUGAAUGCAGACUGUGUUAGUGUAAUGAAUGCAGAGUGUGUGUUAGUGCAAUGAAUGCAGUGUGUGUGUUAGUGUAUUGAAUGCAGUAUGUGUGUCAGUGGAAUGAAUGCAGAGUGUGUGUCAGUGUAGUGAAUGCAGUGUGUGCGUCAGUGUAGUGGAUGCAGUGUGUGUGUGUUGAUGCAGUGUGUGUUAGUGCAGUGAAUGCAGUGUGUGUUAGUGCAGUGGAUGCAGUGUGUGUGUUUAGUAGUGUAUGCAAGUAAAUGUAAUAACUGUUAUUCCCCCCUCCCUGUUUCUUACCUGGUCCAGGGAGGGGGAGAUUCCAUGAUCCCUGGUGGUCCGGUGGCAUUGUGGGGCCCCCCGGCUCCCUAUACUUGCAGAGGGGGCCCAGCGGACUGCAGCUGUACUUUACAGCAUUUCCCUCGCUCUAACUCCCGCGAGAUGUGGUGUGCGCGCUGCGCGGAGCGUUGCCAUGGUAAUCCAUGUCAACGCUCUAAUGGCCGCACGUCUCGCGGGAGUUAGAGCGAGGGAAAUGCUGUAAAGUACAGCUGCAGUCUGCUGGGCCCCCUAUGCAAGUAUAGCCAGGACCGCCUGGCCCGUGACAACCGCUCUGGUUGUCACCCCCUGAUGGCGGCCCUGAUGGCGGGUACUGGAAUAGCAUACGGUAGGGGACGAUAGUUACUAAUUACAGAUGGUCUCUAAAAUGUUUAUAUAUGUUCACCUGUAAAGCUAAAAAUAUACAAUUCCUCAUUCCCUUUUGCAGAUGUUAAUGAAUGCUCCAUGGGUGCACCAUGCCAGCAACGCUGCUAUAACACCUAUGGAACUUUCUUGUGUCGCUGCAAUCAGGGUUAUGAAUUGGAUCGUGAUGGCUAUACCUGCAAUGGUAGGUACACUACUCAAGCACUUGUAUCUGUGUAUUUUAUGCCUACCAAUGACUGGAUCCUUCCUUAUUCCAUUCCAUUAUUGGUAUCUAGAUCUCUAGAUCUAAUUUCUACCAUAAGUGGAUCAUGUCAGCAUCCCAUUAAUGGGCUUUCUAUGUGCCAAUGUAUUACACUUUACAUCCUGUGGGAGAGAAUUGCUCUGUUAUUUGUGAAUGUGUUUUUUUCCACACUAAGUCUAGUGGUUUCAAUUAGUUACUUAAUGUAUUGUGCAAUCACUGCAACGAACAGCUCUGACUGCAGAUAAUUUUUGGACUAUAUUCCCUAUAAUGCUCAGCUAGUUUUACAUUUAGCAUUCACUGGCCUGUAGAAUGUGAAUCAAAUUUUACUAGGUGAUGGGGUAAUAGAAGUUAUAAAUACACAAUACACAACUUGUCUCCCGGACUAAUUUUUCUGGCCAAGCAUCUUGGUAAACAUAAACUAAAACACAAAUUACCAAAGGUUUAUUAUCAUUGUAUUAAUGAAAAUUAUUAUUUAGAUUAAUCUACCAUGCUUUUAAAAAAUGUAUUUAAAAGUAUACUCAUUACAUAAAUCACCUCAGUGUCAAUGUAUGGACCUUACUAUCGUCUCUCUAUAUAUGUUGCAAUAAAGUGAACAUUCCACAAAUUUAAAAACAACUUACUUUCCACACCAGAAAGACAUGAUAAACUUCCGAAUAUCUUAACAAAUAAAUUAGUCAAUAGUAAUAAGACACAAAUGAAACUACCCAAGAUAUUUGACAUCAUCCUACAAAUGUAUGCAAUUUUUGUAUCAAGUUAACAUUUGGAUUAGUAGAUUAGAUUGGUAUACCUUCCAACUUUGUGGGCUGGUCUCAUGGAGUUCUAAGGUUGGUGGGGAGUUGAGUUCCAGCUUGUAGUCAACCAUCCAACAUUAUAGAUGUGAAGAGUUCCAUGAGAUUUUGCCAGUGUUACGUUCUUCAUACCUAUACCAUGUUUAUUGUCAUAGUGAAAAUUGUCCUAGUUCUGCCUGCAAAAAUAUUAGAACUUAUUUCUGAGUAACAACAGGUUGGAUCCAUAUGGUGUUAUUUAGCGUUAUUGAAGACUAGAUUGUUAUGAAGGUAUUAUUAAUGUCUUACUUGUUUGCAUGCCCAGAUUUAAAUUUACAAUUUUGAUUAUGAGAAUGUGAACACAGGAUAUAUAUAUAUUUAACAUGGUUACUUUUAUCUGGUCAGACGUUGAUGAAUGCAGUUACUCCAGUUACCUGUGCCAGCACCAGUGUGUUAAUGAACCUGGGCGCUUUUCCUGUAUCUGUCCAGAAGGAUACCAGCUGUUAGGCACUCGAUUAUGCCAAGGUAAGAAAACUGGGACCAACCUCUGAGUGCUGGAUUGCAUUUCAUUGCAAUGGGGGUUUUAAACAUUACUCCUCCUCAAGGUCAAAUGAUUCCAGAGUGGGUGCUUAGUGCUACUCUUGGGAGAACAAAACUGAUGCCAAUUAAAUUAAUGGGAGAUUUGAUAUAAAAUUAUAUCCAGUAAGGAACCUUACUGCAAGUUAAUAUUUGCACCUAAAGAAAGUUUCUACAAAUAAAUAAAAUAAAAUCGCUGUGAUAAAAGAUUUUUUUUAUGUAUUUGAUUUUUUUUUUUACAUUCUGGGAGUUUGAUUCCACAACUAUAGCAUUAAACGUUCACGGUUUUAUUUUGCUGCCUAAUCUAAGUAUGAAAUUAUAAUUGUUUUGAUCUUGAUAGCGUAGGUAGAAAAAUAUAUAUCUUUAUAUUCUGGAAAAUAGAUAUUUUACAAAUAGGUAGCCAGUGACUUGGGAACCUGUGUCCACCCUGCAAUUCUCAUGGAGGAUUUGUGUAUUGCGUAGUAACCCCAUGGCUUUCCUUUUUUUAUUUUUGAAUGAAGGUGGAAAGGUUGACAUAGUUGGCACUCCAUGAUGAUUUCUAUGGGGUUUUAGGAGCCCUACUUGAUUUUAUUUUAUUUAUUUAUUAUUAUUAUGAUAUUUAUAGAGCGCCAUCAAAUUCUGCAGCGCUUUACAAUGGGUGGACGAACAGACAUGUAGUUGUAACCAGACAAGUUGGACACACAGGAACAGAGGGGUUGAGGGCCCUGCUCAAUGAGCUUACAUGCUAGAGGGAGUGGGGUGUACUGACACAAAAAGGUAAGGAUAGUAUUAGACUAGUGACUGUGACAUUUAUGAGAAACAAUUGCUGGUCUUCUCUAUUAGAGAAGAAGAUUGUGUGGUCAUGCAGGCAGAAGCAAUGUUUUGGCUUUUGAUGCUUUUGAGUCUAUCAUCAGCUACUAAUUGUCUCCCUAUGAGGAUAGCUUACUGUAUGGUAUACCUAUCAAUGCAAUGACCAGUAUUGAUGUAUCGUCUCUUAGGCUUUUCGGGGUUUAAGAGUCAUUAAUACAAUUAUCAUCAGACAAUUGGAAAACUGUGUUACCACCAUUUUCAGCUCAAUUAAUUCAAAGCUUCCCAAAUGUUCAGGAAAACAUUUAGCACAACAUCCAUUUUAAACAAUGUUUGAGUGCCUACUAAUUAAAUAAGGAAACCUCUUUGAUGAUUACAUAUUUGUUGCUGGAAUGCUAUCAUUUGUGCUAAUAGAAAUUAAUUAUUUUUUUAUGGACAAAUGAGUUUCACUUGAGUGUUUAAAAAUAAACAACCCAUGUACAUUCUAUGUAUUAAAAUAUAAUUGGUUGUAUUAAUCUUAAUGAAUUUAGGAUUGGAAGCUGUGGAAGGAGUAUACUGGUUACAUAGGACUGAUUUGAACUGCCUUUACAGAUAUCAAUGAAUGUGAAACAGAUGCCCACACGUGCUCUGAAUCUCAGAACUGCAUCAACUUCCAUGGAGGUUAUCGCUGUGUGGAAAAGAAUCGCUGCAAGGAGCCUUAUAUACAAGUAGCCGACAAGUGAGCUAAAUACAUAAAAUAUUUUUUUUCUUCUCUCUAAAUAGAUUUUUCAUUUAUUGCUGCAGGGUUCAUCCCUUCAUAGUAGACACCCAUGGUACAGAUACUUGCAAGAUGUGGUUCAAUCAGAACCAAAAAAUUACAGAAUGAUUAUCUUAGAAUGGCGAUUCUUAAUUCCUAGAUCAGUAGCCAUACCUAGGUUCUGUGCUGCUUGUUGGUUAGAAAAGGUUAAUAAUUAAUCAGUGAGUCAUCUGCUUUAUUGAAAGCAUAUCUAACAUAAGCCUUCCAACCGUCACUUGACUAUUAUCCCCAUAAUUGUUUGCCAAAGAGACCCUUGGAUAAUAGUAUGUAAAUCAGGGGCAGACAUGGCUUUUCAGAACUAGGUACAUUAAUAAGCCAAAAACACACAAAUUCAUCAUCAUGCUUCAGUUUCUGGGAAUAGAUAUAGACUAACGUAAAUAUUAUUAACUACCCCUAUUUCCUGAAUGAGACUCCUACAAAACACUGGAGAGCAAUCAGGCACUAGGAAGUCGUGUUGUCUUUAUUGAAUUUUGUGCAUACAGAAAUACCAAGAAAAACAUUGAAAGGGGACAUAUUUUAGGCUUAUUUAUAGAAUAUGGAGCACUUAUGGGAAAUAUGUACACCAUUAAUACAAAAUAUCUAUAAGCUUCUUGGAAAGAUAUAUAUAUAUAUAUAUAUAGAGAGUGUAAGCAAUGGAAGCUCUAGCUUCUCUGGUAUAACUAAGUAUCUUGAGGCAACAGUAAAUAUAUAGACAAAAAAACUUUAUUGAACUUAUACUGCCCAAAGGAUACUAUAGUAUCAAUGUGACCAAUAGCUAGUGUGACUAAGUCUGUAUUCCCCCUGUGUGUGGACUAAACUUGGUAUAAUAAGGUAGCAAUCCACAGUAGUAUGAACGCUUAAAAAGAUACAAAUAAACACCCAAGAGGAGAAGGGGGAAUAAUGAACGAGGGAAUAGAUUGGAUAAGAGAUGACAGGGUACCCUGAUCGGUAUAUAAACAGGAUCUUUGGUAGAACAACAAGUCAAUCUAAUCGGAGACACAGGGAAUAGAGCCUUCUAAUGGGGAGAUAGCAGAGUGUCUAUAAGUAGGUAACUCCGAAGAAUAAUAAAUGAUAAUAAGAAACAGCAGCCUCUAAUUUGUAAACAGCUAGUGAAUAUUAGAAUCUACGAGUCCGGCUACUAGAAACUGAUGCUGAAAGGAGAGAUGGCUACUAAAGACACCACAAUGCUAAUUCCCUAUAAGCUAUUAACACCUUCGUGGGUGUUCUGUGCUAAGGUUAAUGCUUACCCCGGUGUCUAAAGUCAAUCAACCCUCGAGAAAAAACUUGAACAUGCUUAGACUAUAUACACAGACAAAACUAACAACCAAAAGAAAGUGAAAAGCAAAAAACAAGUCCCUUCAUGUGCAUAGUAGAGUGCUCAAGUGAGAUGAAGGGGUGGUGAGCUGAAACGCCUGACGCGCGUUUCGGAGUGCAAAGACUCCUUCGUCAGGGGCUAAAAAAUCCCGCCCAGAAGUCCCCGAUAUUUAAAUGCACUAAUAGCCAAUCAGCAUUAGGAUGGUAGUGUAUCAUCCAUGACGUUUCAAUUGUACCCACGUGGGGCUGUCCCAAUGGCCAAUCAACAUCAAGACCAUAAUACGUCAUUAAUGACGUUUGGACAGCUCCCACAUGGGCAUGUUAACUGCUCUUGACGUCAAGCGAUUGACAGUUUAAAUCUCCAAUUGGAGUCUCUCUCUCAAUGAUUGUUACAGUGAAUGCCCAUAAAGUAAUAUCGGCUGGUAAUAGACCGUAAAAAAUAAAAAGGGAAUCAAAUCCCACUAUCAAAAGCCAUCCUGGCUUAUAUUUGAUCACUACAGAUACUUCAAAAAAUACAUCAGUCGAUAAAUAUUAAAUAAUAUAGGUAGCCAUAAUUAUUACAUAUGAAAAUAACGUCGAUGGAAAAAAUAUCUGGAAUAUAUAAAGAUGUAUAUUUAGAACGGCAUAAUUAGUUCAUAGGUAGCCAUAAUUAUUAAAUAUGAAAAUAAAGAUGUAUAUUUAGAAUGGCAUAAUUAACUCACUUAGAGAGAGGGGGAAUGUCUACCACACAAAGUGUGUAUAGGCGAUGACUAUAUAGUGUAUAGGAAUUAUAUAGAGGGAGAAGGGGACAGCUGGUUUCAUCAUAGUAUAGUAGUAUUAUAAUCAGUGGAUAAAUUGUGAAUACCUAUAAAUGAUUGACCAGAAAAGUUUAUGUCAAAUACCAAAAAGACUGACUAAGGUAUACAAAUAAUUGAGUAAAGGUGUACAAAAUAGAUGUAUUAUAGAGACUUCUAGAUAAAUGGGGAGUAUGAAAAACCCUCAUUGAGUCCCCUCGGGGACAAUGUUUUCAGGCGAUAUAUCCAAUAACAUUCACGUCUUCUUAGACGUUGGUCCCAAUUGCCCUUCCUUUGAUCUGGUUUGAUUAAUUCAAUGCCCAGAAACUUUAAGACUGUAGGAUCCCCAUCAUGGACUGUCUUGACAUGUCUAGAGACAGAAGUCUCCAGGUUCCUUGCUGACUUUACAGAGUUUAUAUGUUCUAGUAUUCGCCUUUUAAAGGGGCGAAAGGUUUUGCCUACAUACAUGAGGUGACAUUGGCAGAUAAUUAGAUAAACCACCCCUUUAGAGUUACAAUUAAAAAACGAAAGGGGUUUGAAAUGUUCCGUCUGUAAACAUCCCUGAGCCAGUUUGAUUGUCAUUUUCUCAGACAGAUAAUAUAGUUUGUAUUUCACUACAAUAAUAAAAAUAUUUCUAUUUUUAACUCUGACGUCCUGCAAUAUUGUUGGGAAUUAUUACUAUUAAGCAGUGCUCACUCUUUUUAGAGAACUAUGAAACUACUAUUAAUCAGUCACCCAGGUACCCAGUUUCCCAAUAACAAUCUAGAGCAUCAUCUUCGGGGGAGCAGGAGAUAGGGAAAAGAAAGAACAUUUUGUAGUGUAUAAUUUCACAAAACUCUGGAAUCAGUGAAUGAGUGCCCCUUUAAUGUUGGAUUUUGCUUUGCAGCCGAUGUAUGUGUCCAUCAGGUAAUCCACUUUGCCGGGAUGAGCCAGGCUCUGUGGUGUAUCGGUAUAUGAGCAUUACGUCAGACAGGAGUGUCCCUUCAGAUAUAUUCCAGAUCCAGGCAACCAGUGUAUACCCUGGGGCGUACAAUACUUUCCAGAUACGUUCUGGAAAUGAGCAAGGAGACUUUUACAUCAGGGUAAGUAACAAACAUGUGAAAGUAUAUAUCUGUAAACAUACAUAAAAAAAAAUACUUAUAUUAAGUUGACUUAAGAUUACGUUAAAAGAAUAACAAACAAACACUAGUCAUCCUCUUCAUCUCAAUGAAGUGGUUAGAUGCAGUUGUCCUGUAUGUUUAGCCUGUAAAACUAAAACAAUUCAAUUUAGCAGAAAGAGCAGUGCUUAUCUUGAAAGCUUAAACAAGUGGGUGUCAUAAUGAGAGCCCCUAGAGGCACAUCUACUGCACUGACCAAGUAAAACAUAGUCAAAUGACGCCGCAGCUUACAGGAAAGCAUUCAAUAUGUUUUCCUAUGGCAAAUCUUGGAUGCGCAUGCAGCACCCACCACGCAACGGUGACUGGAUCAUCACAGGAGGAGGCGAUGCCUUCUCGAUGACGUUGCAGGAGGGAGUGAGUUGAGCAAUGGCGAGUAAAGUAAAAAGCUUCUUUAAAAAUUUUUUUUCAAAAAAUAUUCAUUGUCUGGCACAAAGAGUGGGGCGGGGGGAACUACUUUAGAUAAGAAAUGGACACAGUAGCCUUAGGAACACAGUUCUAGCACUAUAGUGUUCUUUUAAGUUUGCCUUCUCCACUUCUAUUCAUAUAGGCUAACAUAUUAUAUGGAUAAAACAAAUUAAUCCCUUAUUAUUACCGAAAAUUAGAUGUUAUAAUCUUUUAUGUAACUGAAGGAGGCAGCCAGAUGCAGAACGAAAGAAUUAUACGGUUGUACACUAAAGUGUGAAUUUUGGAAAAGGUUUAAAUAUUUUUUUAAAUUAUUGAUUGAUAGUUCAAGGCAUAGGUAUGACAUCACGAUCACAUCUCAUACCCAGGCACCUUGUACAAUUCAACUGCGUAACACAGGGGAAGCCAGGGAGCAGUAUGCAGAGGUGUAUAUAAAUUCAAGCAGCAUGCGUACCAGGGAACUAGACCAAAACAGUAGAUGUAGGUGAUUAGAGAUGGGGCAAUCAGGAUAGCAAAUUUGGGAAAGAGGAUUGUCUGCCAGGAGGAUGUGUGAGUUUUCAUGGGGUUAAUUGCAGAGUAUUGAUGUAAAUGACUUAUGGAUAUACUAUCUGGCUAUCUGUUUUUUAAAAACAAUUUGUUGGGCAAUGCAGAACUAUUAGGGAAUGAAUGGCCUGUUUUGGCUGAAUGUGCUCCAGAUUUGUUGUGCCAACAGUCAUCUGAGAGUUAAGGUCCCCAUCAGUACUGCUAUGCUAUCGUUGCAAUCAUCUCUGGAUUGGAAAUAGGACCUGUACUGUAAUGUAGAUAUUAGAACAGUUACCCAAGACAAUUUACAAAAUAACAAAUACAAAUCUUACCAAGCUCAGUUAAAAACUAUUUGAUGACAUACCCCUACCUUUUCAUGUUUGUUAAAAGAGUCGCUAAAAAACAUAAUCCUGAGCUAAGUAUUGCUGAUCACUAACCUUGUAGAUCCAAGCAAACUCUUAUAUAAUUUCAUAAUAAAACCAAAGCUACAUCCUUCCUCUUUCAAUCGCCCAUCACUUAACAUGCUUCCUAUUUGUAUAUGGACAAGACUCCAUUAUAUGAUGCAACAUUCCUCAGACUUAGCAAUGCUGUUAGCUGGAUGUAUCUCACAUUGGUUAUCCUGAGUUACUUUCAGAUUAUGUUGUAAAUACCUGUGGUGCUGUGUCUUCGAUGUUCACAAGGCCACCUGCAUUUCAGCAUGUAUGCCUUUAUUAUUAAUAUACAAUUGAAAUCAGUAGCAAUAUUUCAUAUUUUAUUAUGUGGCUGUGCUGAAAUUUCCGGUUAUCUUUUAAAUGAACAGUAUCUUACCCAAGACGGUAGCUACAUCAAUGUACCCAAGUAGGCAUACAAAAUGUGGUUUGGUUCUGUUAUUAAGAAGUGGAGUUCUAAAUAAAUAAAAACUAUAUUUAAUGUGGACAUUGCACUAAAAUGUCCUAAAUAUCCAGUGUGACAAGCUCCAGUUAUGUUAUAUUUGCUAAUUGUUGGCUAGUAUAUUUAGUAAAUAAAAAAUGUUUAAUACUCAGUUGAAUCCUGUUAUUUUGGAAAACAGAUUGGCUUUAGAAUUGUCACAAGUUUGUGGUCAUUUGUUUAACUAAGCUGCAUAUACAUGUGUUCUCAAGAGUAUCUCUCCUUCUUGUCUACCUACAGCAAAUCAAUAACAUCAGUGCUAUGCUUGUCCUGGCUCGUCCAGUCAACGGUCCCCAGGAAUUCGUUCUUGAUCUUGAGAUGCUGACUUCAAAUUCCCUGCUUAGUUACCGUUCCAGCUCAGUGCUCAGACUUACCGUGUUUGUGGGAGGAUAUGCCUUCUAAAUCUUAAAAAAACAAAACAAAACACAGGACAUUUAUCUCUAUGCUGUCUAUAAACUACUUUUUUGUUUGUUAAAUAUUUUCUUUUUACUAAUUUGAAUUUUAUUUUUUUAUUAAAACCUGAUUAUGUUCUGGAAGAGACUGCCUUUCAGUCAAAGCAAUGUUGCAAGCCUCUGUGGCAAUGGAUUGGUUAGCCGUGCCAUUACUAAGUGGGCACUAAGUUUGGUCACUUCCAGACUGCAGAAUAUCAGGGACAGGUUCGGACAGUACAGGGUGAAUUCACAGUGACCUCUUUAUUCCAAAUCAAACGAAAGAUUUGUCAAUGGUGUGCUACACAUUUAGGUUGACUGAUUUCCUAAAUGGAAAUAGUUACGAAAAUAGAUAUGACCAUUCUAAUGCAAAUUCGAAUUGUAGUUUGAUACAGCAAAUCUAUACAGAUCCCCACAGUAUUGUUUUUUUUAACGAAUUACAAGAAUUAUGACUAGUGCCAAAUUUAAAAUGUAGAUUUAUUCAUGAACUAUAGAUUGACAAGACUUGAUCAUACAGCAUGGAGAAAUGAACAUUGUGAUCUAUGGAAUGGAGGUCAUCAUAACUGGCACAGACCAUGCAGAAAAAGAGUAAUACAGGAUCAGCUAGUCUCAUAUCCUCAUUUUUAGUGGCCUGCCAAGUGCAGAUUGACAGGGAUACACUUAAGUGAAGGUUACUAAAGACCUGUUAAAAUAUUUUUUAACUAUCAUACAUAUGCAUAACACUCCAGUAAUAAACCAGUGGCUGGAUUCUUUAAAGGACCACUCUAGGCACCCAGACCACUUCAGCUUAAUGAAGUGGUCUGGGUGCCAGGUCCAGCUAGGGUUAACCCAUUUUUUCAUAAACAUAGCAGUUUCAGAGAAACUGCUAUGUUUAUGAAUGGGUUAAGCCUUCCAUCUAAUCCUCUAGUGGCUGUCUCAUUGACAGCCACUAGAGGCGCUUGCGUGCUUCUCACUGUGAUUUUCACAGUGAGAGCACGCAAGCGUCCAUAGGAAAGCAUUAUGAAUGCUUUCCUAUGUAACCGGCUGAAUGUGCGCGCAGCUCUUGCCGGGCAUGCGCAUUCAGCCGACGGGGAGGAGAAGAGGAGGAUCGGAGGAGGAGAGCUCCCUGCCCAGCGCUGGAAAAAGGUAAGUUUAACCCCUUUUCUCCUUUCCAGAGCCGGGCGGGAGGGGGGGUGGGGGCACCCUCAGGGCACUAUAGUGCCAGGAAAACAAGUAUGUUUUCCUGGCACUAUAGUGGUCCUUUAAGCCAACAUAACUUUAUUGCGUGUAAUUCCUUAACCGUUUUCCCAUAGAUGUCAAGGGGAGAAUUGUGAUUCAAUUACUAUUGUUAAAAAAAAAAUCUCUGCUUAUAGAAUCCAGCCCCAGAUCUAAUGGAAUUGGUCUGAUGGAUCACUAUGCCCACUUAAGUAAUGAUAUUCAGAAAAAAUGACUUACUGACUAAGCUUGGGUCUAUUACUAUGCUACAGAUAAAAAAAUAAACUAAAAAACAUAUACUCAAUCUUUUUUUAGUGAGCAAAUAACUGCAUUUUGUUGAUUUGUCAUUGAAUAUAGGUUGUACCCAUUUCUGUAAAGUAACUUUUUUUUAUAGUGGUUUCACAAAGUUACAUAAUGUUCUUGUACAUUAAUAAGAGGGGUAAAAGAACAUGUAAAUAUUAAAAUUGUACUUAUGAGGUUACUCACCUGGCUACUAUGAGUAGUGAGCAAAUAAAGUGAUAUUUCAAUUUGUUAGAUGUGUUUAAAAAAGGAAAAGGGGUGUAUUUCAGUAUGACUUGCAUGGUGGUAUAGAGUAGCCUAAUGCAGCGUUGAAGACAAUUGUGUUUUUUGUUUCUUAUUGUUACAUUAAACUUUAUCUGCUGACCUGGAACUCCCCAUUGUAGGGUGUGAUAUUUGGGUACCACCCUUCUCUCACAAACCUCACUACAUUAGCUGCCUUUUAGUAGAACAUGUAUAGUUCCACUGAACUUUAUUUGUCAGAUUAUCCUGGUAGUAGAAUAAUAUCCAUUAUUGUUUACUAUAAUGAAGAAAGAAUAUUUAGAAAAUAAAUUUAGAAGCAGUUAGUAAUGUAUUUUGUGAAAGGGAAUAGCUAUGUGUAAAAUUUCAUGUGGGGUGAGAAGCAGUUCAUAAACCUUGUGGAAAAACUGAAAAUUAUUAAAAGAAAAUUAGCAGGGCUUCCACUUUAAAGCUCUUUCAAGCAAAAGCCAUAAUUUUGUCUUGAGCAUAUAUGCAGCCAACUGCCAAUGUAGCUCUGUUGGCUCCCUGCAGCCAAUUGAGUAGGUUAUUCCAUUUUGGAAUAGGAUCCUUGACAGACAAAUUGCUAUGAUGGCAUAGACAAUCAUUGGUCUGUAAGCAGUUCACAUUAAUUAACAUAUGUGACUGUUAUUGGAUAAAUCAUUCUCUCAACCUGUCCAUAAAUAAGUGUGUUAUCAUUUGUAUUUGUACAGCAGCUUUAAUAUCACAUAUUUCUGUACCAUGAGCUAACUGUUUGUGUGUGCAUAAAUAGUAGUCAAUAUCUAAAAGGAAAGUCACUGCACACAGGGAUGUGCCUCCCGGUGCUGCAGCCUGUGGGAGGUUAGGGAAGGGGGGCUUAAACUGCUACUCCAAUCCAAAUAGUGAAAGCAGGCUUUAAUAGGUAAUUAAAAAAUAAAGGAUACCGCACUCUCACAGUGAAAACCAGGUGCAUCAAAGACAAGGUUGUCAAAACCCAAUUUAGUAGAUAUUAGUUGAAAGUAGGUCCAGACACUCAAGGUUUCUUCAGAAAGGAAAAUUUAUUGAAAACUGAACGUGCAACAUUUGGACCUACACAGGGGUCUUUGUCAAGCUCAAGGGCACAUAGUUUUUGAUGAAUUUGCACUAAUGUAGUGUAGAAAGUAGGUCCAGACACUCAAGGUUUGUACAAAAAGGCAAAUUUAUUGAAAACUGAACGUGCAACGUUUGGACCUACACAGAGGUCUUUGUCAAGCUCAAGGGCACAAAGGCUUCUGUGUAGGUCAAAACGUUGCACAUUCGGUUUUCAAUAAAUCUGCCUUUUUGAAGAAACCUUGAGUGUCUGGACCUACUUUCUACACUACAUUAGUGCAAAUUCAUCAAAAACUCAUAAUAUUUUGGUUUACAAAUCCUUAAUAAUGUAUAAGUAAACACUGACUUAGAGAUCUAUUUAUACCCAUAUCAUACCCAAUUAAUUAACUGGUGCUGUAUCUGCUAAUUCAUAAUUUUUAUUUUUGAUCUUCUGUAUGUAUUUACUUCCCUAUUUGAGUCACGACUGCUAUGCGUGUCACCAUGGUAUCCUUUAACCAUUGACAUUUGAUUAAGUCAUUAUAUUAUGUGUUUCUUUGCAUAAUAUAUGUCUAUAAAUAGAUAUGAGUGUUUAAUUAUACACGAUUAAGGCCUUAUUGGCAGAAACAUAGUGAUUUCAUAAGAAAUGACUUGCAUUACAUCCUGUUGAAGCCUGGUCCUAUUUUCACUAUUUGAUUAUUCGUAUCUUUCUUUAUCUAUGAUAGCCCCCUGGAGUUAUCCUAUUGCAUAUGUCAGGAGACUGUUUCACAUUCCCAUAUGCUUUUAAAGUUUCUAAUCCGAUAUCUCCAACCUUAGACUACAUAAUUUAUUAAAGACUAACUUUCUGAAAAACAUAUUUUAUUGAAAUGUAUAAAUUCAUACUUUCAUGUACUCCAGUAUUUAGUUUCCAUCAUUCAGUACUCAAUGUUACAAAAAUGCAUUUUUGAAUCUUCACAUCAUUAACUGCAGUGUAUUUUAUUUCUUUAAUUACAAAAUGGUAGCUAAGAUACAUGUACUUUAGUUUCAAUGAUACUUCUGAAUAAUAUUGAAGGAGAGGAGGAUAAUACAAAAUGAGGUAGUAUUUGGUAAUGCAUAGUCAAAAAUGUGUCACAGACCUAUUUUACUAUUAAUGCAGCAUCACUUUUCAUCCUGUCAUAUUGGCAUAGUAUGAUUCUAAAGAUAAAGUCCAUUAAAGAAUCAGCAUGAUGUCCUGAAUUUAUGUUGUAUUAUAGCAUCAGGAUAACGCUCCUUUAGUGCAGUAAAGCUGGGAUAUGGUCUUGCUCAAGACUGGUCCAAGGUUUCUGUAAGAGCGAUAACAAAACGUAAUUAGACUAUGAGGGUAAUUUAUUACAAGUCCAAACAAGUCAAUAAUACACAGUCCAAGGUAUGCUAAACUUGUUAAGUAUACAUGCACAGCUUAACAGUUUUAACUUAAUAAUUAUGUCAUAAAAAAUUUACAUUCAACAGUAAAUCUCAUGUUUGUCUGCCCUCUUAAACUGGGCAAUCUGUGCACAAGAAAUGGAAACAAUUUGUAGAUGAGCUUGCUUGACCCACUGUUUGUUCUUUUCAGUAAUCUUAAGCGGUUAUAAGAAUGGCGAAUAAAUCCAGAUGUGGAUGUAUUCCUCAUUGUGCAUGGUGGUAAAUCAGCCCAUGAUGGGAGUCUGAUCUGCCCACUGAUAUUUCCCUCUGUAUGGGCAUAAUUUUAAAAAAAGUUGUAAAGUUGAUUUUGUCCCACACAGUUUCUUUUUACAUUCCACACUCAUAUCCUGUCCAGAUGCUCCACAGUAAUAAUAAAUUAUGAAAUUAAAUAAAAAAAUGUCAGGCAUACAUUUUUGAGGCUAAUCGGGAAUUGGGGGAGACUAUCGCUCUAAUAAACUCUAAUAAAAAUGUAACUGG
Pelobates cultripes (western spadefoot toad) is the source of this 25029-nucleotide messenger RNA. The record is from the annotation of a GenBank genome assembly. NCBI's taxonomy places the organism in Eukaryota, Metazoa, Chordata, Amphibia, Anura, Pelobatidae.